GACAACAGGUGAGGGUACAAGAGUAGUACUGUCACUGCUGUCUAAAGCUGAGGUGUGUGAUAGUCAACCUUGUCCUCUCCAUCAACAUGAAGCUGUGUCUCCUCAUCUGUGUGGCCAUUGUUGGGGCUUCGGCUUACAGCGUCAGGAAGGCUGUGAGUGAAAAAGAGGGGCAGUGUCCAGAAUCUUCCGGUUUGGCCGGCAUCUGUAUCUUCAUCCCUGGGGUCAACUGCUUGUCGGACUCCGAGUGUGCUUCUGACUUGAAAUGCUGUUCUGAAGGAUGCGGCAAGCAGUGUAAGAAGCCAGUGGCUCUCGCCACAGCUCACGCAGGAAGCUGCCCAAAGCCCAGUGGGAUGGCUGGCAUCUGUAUGAUUCUGCCAAACAGUUGCAGCGGUGAUGACUCGUGUGCCUCAGACGAGAAGUGUUGUCCUGAGGGAUGCAACCUCGUCUGCAAGAAGGCCAUUUAGCCAUUUGAGUUCGAAGGAAAUGCUCGCCAUGUGAAUGUACUGAGGUGGAAGAUUAAAAAGGUUAAAGAUGCGAA
This is a messenger RNA of Pomacea canaliculata, 538 nucleotides long. Its product is annotated as WAP four-disulfide core domain protein 18-like. The transcript is spliced from 5 exons. Lineage: Eukaryota; Metazoa; Mollusca; Gastropoda; Architaenioglossa; Ampullariidae. Gene Ontology annotation, molecular function: peptidase inhibitor activity. Bases 87 to 464 code for a protein of 125 amino acids. The record is from RefSeq and is a predicted model, not a curated record. Gene Ontology annotation, cellular component: extracellular region.